AUUGCUAUGCCUGUGGCUGUUGUCCCUGAAGAGCCGCGCCUGUUCCUUUGGCGAUGCGGCCCCCAGAUCAGGAUAUCAAUCAGAACCUUAAUGAUCCAGCUGAUGAUAAUGAAGGCUUUGAAAAUGCUGAGGAUGGGGACGAUGAUUUUGAGGAGGAUGAUGAUUUAUCUGGAAGACAAUAUUGAUAUCGAAGGGGAGAAUAUGGCUUAUGGAUUUGAGAACCCCAAUCAAGCUAAAUCUGAUUCUGAAGAAUAUUUUGCACCUGCUCUAUCUAAUUCUAUGCAUAGCCAAGUUUGGGUGGUGAUAACUCAAUGCAGGAUAUUUUGGGGCCUUCUUUCCGUACCCCUAGGAAGAGAGGCCGGGAAUCUCAUGAGAAUAUGGAUGCAGAACCUUCUAAUGCUUUUAACUCUAAAUGAGUAUCCUAUGUUGGAAUUGUCGUGGAUGUUCACGUACGACAAGGGUUUUUGGCUCAAGUCACCUUUUUAA
Rosa rugosa (rugosa rose) is the source of this 486-nucleotide messenger RNA. RefSeq lists its product as uncharacterized. The record is from RefSeq and is a predicted model, not a curated record. Lineage: Eukaryota; Viridiplantae; Streptophyta; Magnoliopsida; Rosales; Rosaceae. The coding region runs from base 7 to 486 and encodes 159 amino acids. The transcript has 2 exons.